Cylicostephanus goldi is the source of this 738-nucleotide messenger RNA. Lineage: Eukaryota; Metazoa; Nematoda; Chromadorea; Rhabditida; Strongylidae. The record is from the annotation of a GenBank genome assembly.
GAUCAUUUGCGUCGCCAGGAUACAGAUGGAUCGCAUAACAUCAUACAUAUGUUAGAUUACUUCAAUUUCCGAAACCACAAAUGUAUCACUUUUGAGCUGCUCAACAUCAAUUUGUACGAGCUUAUCAAAAAGAACAAAUUCCAAGGAUUCAGCUUGAUGUUGGUACGCAAAUUUGCGUAUUCUAUGCUCCUAUGUCUGGAUUUGUUACAAAGGAAUCGAUUAAUCCAUUGCGAUUUAAAACCGGAAAAUGUUCUUUUGAAACAGCAAGGACGAAGUGGUAUCAAAGUCAUCGACUUUGGCUCAUCCUGUUUUGACGAUCAGCGCAUUUAUACCUACAUCCAAUCACGGUUUUAUAGAGCACCAGAAGUGAUUCUUGGUUCCAAAUAUGGAAUGCCGAUCGAUAUGUGGUCUCUCGGUUGUAUUCUAGCCGAGCUCCUAACCGGAUAUCCGCUCCUCCCUGGUGAGGACGAAAAUGAUCAGCUUGCCCUAAUUAUCGAAUUGCUAGGAAUGCCACCAAAUAAAGUUUUGGAAAAUGCUAAACGGGCACGUACAUUUAUAUCAUCUAAGGGAUAUCCUCGUUAUUGCACCGCAUCUGUCAUGCCAGAUGGCUCCGUUGUAUUAAGUGGAGCACGAAGCAAACGAGGGAAGAUGCGCGGACCACCAGGCAGUCGAAGUUGGAAUACGGCUCUCAAAAAUAUGGUAAUUUUUUGGUCUUCAAAAAAGUCAACCUCCUGCUAA